Molecule: messenger RNA, 2152 nt
Organism: Acipenser ruthenus (sterlet)
Lineage: Eukaryota; Metazoa; Chordata; Actinopteri; Acipenseriformes; Acipenseridae
Product: immediate early response gene 5 protein-like
Exons: 1
Coding region: 377-1354 (325 amino acids)
Source: RefSeq, a predicted model, not a curated record
AAUAUAAAUACAGCCUCAUUUUCUCAGGACAAACUGUGACUAAGGUGUCUUGUAUGUUAUUUGUUUAUAAAAAAUACGUUAAUUCCGCUUCUAAUCGCUGUAGUUUUAUAUCACUCAACAACGCAUAGAAUUUGGCGUUGUUUAAGCAGUUUCUUUUUUUAAAUAAUCAGGCUGUGAUUCCGCAUGCGGAAAUGUAUUAAGAGGACCUAAAGACUAAUGAAGGCUUAAAACUUCGGGAUUUUAAAACAGGCUUGGAUUUUACAAUAUUGUAGAUGUGUGUACGGAAAACGUGUUGAAAUCCAGUGGUUACAGUGGGUACUUUGUUCUGUUGUAACUAAAGUUUUCAACGAAAUUUACUGAAGACAAAAAUAAGAAAAUGGAGUUUAAAGUGGAGGCUCAUCGGAUUAUGAGUAUCUCGCUGGGGAAAAUCUACAAUUCGAGAGUCCAGAGAGGGGGGAUCAAGCUCCACAAGAACCUUCUCGUCUCCCUCGUUCUCCGGAGCGCCCGGCAGGUAUACCUCAACGAUUACUACCAGAGUGUGUGUCUCAACGCGCAGCAGCACUGGGGCACGCAUGAGGAAGUCAUGGACUCUGACCAGCCAAAGAGUGCCUCUGAACCUGCGGGGUACACGGCAACAACCCCUGCUGCUCCUGCAGCAACUGCCGUCAGCGAACCCGGGCUACCUGCGGAGAACACGCCGCCAGAGCUGACCAUCGACGUUGAAAGUUUCACCGAAAACCACGCCGCAGCACCUACAGAGGAGGAGGAAGAGGCGGCGGCUGAGGCAGACUGCACAGACAGCAAAGAAGACAAGAGCUCCGGCUCGGACUGCAGCAGACAGAGGCCCUCAGAACUGAAAGGAGACGACGCGGCUCCGGCCUCUAGUCCAACUGCUAUUCCUAUGGCUGAACACCUAGUGCCCGAUAACCAGAUCGGGCCUGAGGGGGAGGAAGCGAAACCCCCGCAAGACGAGGGCGGUUGCGGGGAAGCAGAUGCAGUCAGAGGUGGUGACGGUGACUCCGUGACAGAAACACAAUUAGAUAAUCAACUGGGGGCUUCCUGUAGUAGGAAGAGGAGAAGCAGCGAGAAAGCACCACCGCCAGAGUCUCCGGUUAAAAAAACAAAGCGGGCCCCAUCCUCAACGCCCACAGGUGAGGAGGAAAUGGACACCGCGAACGUCUCCAGCCUAAUUACCAUCUUCGGCUCCAGUUUCUCUGGACUCUUGAGCAAAGACAGUACGCAGGCUGAAGCGGAGGCGGAGGAUAGUGAGAGAGACUCCGGUGCGGCACAGAUAUGCUGCGAUCAAAUUCUAAAAAACCUCAACCCUUGGACUACAGCGAUAGUGGCUUUUUAAUGGACAUGUUAUAGUGAAUUGGUGUAAACGCACCAUUGGAGGUAUCGGGUAUGGCUGCACCCCCUCCCCCAGGAAUGCUUGAUGAACCAUGUGGAGAGAGGACCAAAACGGGGUUUCCCGUAUAGACGAGAAAUGUAACAUGGUUAAGCAUUAGGGGAGUUUCAAGCCUUGGGACGUGCCGUGGUGUGUCGGGGCAUGUUUAGCAAGGGAUUCUGUGAGGGACUAUAUGUAUGCGUUGUACACAGCGGGAAUGAGGUAAACGUGAUUUUAAAAAUGAAGCCAUUUUGUAUCCAGAUACAAUUUAGGGGGUCACUGUUAAAUGGUUUUGUUCUAGCUUUUGAAUUAUGUUUUAAAAAGUCGCAUUUUCCUCUCAUCGAAAAACAUGUUGCACAAAACUAUGGGAACCAUUGUCUUUGGAAAAUAAGAUCAUAUAAACCUGUCCAAAGUGUGGUGAGGGUUGUGGGGAGAAAGCUAGCCCUUGGUAAUUUUGUAGAUCUACUCACGUUAAAGCGGUGAGCAGCAUUUACCAAUACAAAAUAUUUACCUUAUGUGCUCUUGAGCAGAGUCGGUGCUGCUAGUGUUGAACUCGGUUGAAGUCAGCGUCUCGUGCGUUCUGAGACGUGGCUGCGUUGAACUGUAUAUACCGGUUUAUAUGUAAACGUGUCUUUUAUAAAGACUUGUUUGAGUUUUUACACAUGUUGUUGUCUUUUGUUUUUUUUGUACAGUUAUGUAUUUUGCGAUUAAUGGUGACAUUGCUACGUGUGUCACACACGUAAUAAAAACGUUUUUGAAAGUGAA